CUUGUUUCUUGCCACCUUGUCUUGGCAUUUCUCAUCGUUGUGACAACUGCGUAUGACCGUCUCGGCGAGCGCACACUCGUGACUCUGAAUAAGAAUCCUGACUUGCUUCUGCGUCAUUUCCGUGCCAUUUGGUACAGCGUUUUCCUCGUCAAUAAUCUCCGUUAGAUCGACUCUAACGUGACUGAAUGUUUUUGCUUACAACGACACGAGCCGUACGAUUUGAAAGGAUUUCCCGUUUUUGGAACAUCACUUUCCUCUCUUUUUCCCUAUGACACUGCGGGAUGGGAAAAGAUUUUUUUCUGCUGAAAAAUGCCGUUUUGAAUUCUUCCUUUUUUUUUUCGUUUUCGAUUGCGUUCUCUUCUCUCAUCGCUUACCCCCUGACUUUAAAAAAAGGCUAGUAUCAACCAUGUGUUUUUCGUUUGUUGAGCAGUUCAUUCGUAAGAGUCAUCUGGAAAUUCCCUUUGCAGAGAGAGAGUAAAGGCCAAAAAAAAAAAGAAAGAAAACGAAUAUUUCUUUUGGUUUUAUCCCUGACAACUAGAAGAAAAAAAGAUAUUUUUCCCGGCGGGGGUUGUUAGUAAAAUAACGGAUCAUCGCCACUUGUGUGCAUCAUUGGCGUGGAACCGUCAGCUGCAGCUCCUGCGGCUUGGCACCGGCUUUAGGUUAUCAACCCUCUCUUUCCCUCUUCUCUUGUUCGCCCGUGCAACAACAGCAUGCCAUAGGUGGUUUUUAUUUUUCCUUUUCUUUUCUUUUCUUCCUUGUAUUAAUCUUUAUGGAAAAGACGUAGCCGAGCUGUUGCUCUGACUUGUCGAAAUUCCCUAAAUGGGAGGAUGUUUACCGUUACGCUUCUUCAGCUUCCAGUUCGGAUGCAACGAAUGUUAACGUAUGUUUAUUGCGUAGUCAUUUGCCAUUUUUUUUUUUUAAAGGAACGUGGUCUCGGUUGGUUGAAUUUUUUUCAAAUUUCGCGCCCAGGUUUUCUGGUUCGCUCAUUAAAAAAAAAAAAUAAUAAUAAUAAUCAAGUGCAUUGGCAUCGUGUGAAUUUGAAACACCUUUUUGAUGUUACGUGUACCCGGGAACUCGGAAGUCCCGGAAGCACCAUGAAGCCUAUUGUACAUCGUAGAAGGGGGACGUUGUCUUCGUGAGACUUUCAUUUUCUUUCUCCCCACUCAAUUUUUUUUUUUUUUUUAAAUUUUUAUUCUUAAUGAAAUCUGGAAAUAGUUUUUCAGGAUAGAGGGGUGGGGGGGACUGGCCAGAUGUUGUAAUUGAUGCCGUAUUUAGAGGAGGAAGCGAAACGUUUAGUGGGUUUAUCAAAUGGUCAUUGCACUGAUGCAGCGGGAAUCAUCGUCGGAAAAGCGACGGUGAAUUUCCUUCGACAUUUCCCACCAAACUCGUCUUUUUGUUUUAACGUUUAUCUAUUAUUUUGGUCUUGCUCCGUUGAUAGCAGCAUUACGCCUCCGUCAGACGACCAAUAUACGUAUGAGAAAGCGAAAUGAUUGCGAUGAAAUUUACGUGAGAAAUCAAACGGUUCGGCCAAUAACGCCCGGCAUUUUAAAAAAAUGUUGAUUGUCGCAGUAAACUGUCAAUGACAACAGAUGGCCACCAAUUUCCUAUUGAAGAUGAUUCAAUUCAUCUUUAGAAAAAAAAAACACAAAAUUUCCCUUUUUUCUUUUUUUCAAAAUAGAAAUGAAGACACGCAACAACAAAAGAGAGCAAACUGAUGGCAAUCGAGAUCGUCUGAUUGUUUCUAUUUUUUUAUUGUUUAAAAAAACAAAAAAAAAAUCUUGGAAAUUGGUACAAACAGAGAAAAAGGUGAAUUCGGAUUUUUCCAAAGGUAGAAAGGUGUUUUCUUUGAUGACAAUGGACUGAAUUGAGGAGGGAAAGGGGGGUAGAGAGAGAGGGUCGUUGGUCUUUUUUAUUCCAUCUCGUCACGGCCGGCAGACGUUUUCUUAUUUUUCUCAUCGGGAAGGUUGUACUACUACUUCCUCCUCCAUCCCUCGAGGAAGAGGAGGAGCGAUGAGGUCUUUUGCCCGACCGCACUGAUUCCAAACGAAUUUUAUUAUUUAUUUAUUUUUAUCUCGCGGCGCUCUCUCUCUUUCUUUCUCUUUUUCUCUCGUACGCGUCCAUACCCCACCUCUCAUAGUCCCGUUGGUCUUUCGGAUCUGGCGUAGCGUCCGUUUCUUUUCUUCAUUCCGACAAGUGCAACGGCUGUGCGAGGGAAAACAUUCCACGUGUACACCUUAAGGGCGGAAGAGAAGAAAAGAAGAAGAAGAAUCACGGGGUGUGUGUUAUAGCGGCGUGGAACAUCUUACCACCGCUGGACGCCACCUUUGAAAGACAUUGGCCGGCAACUGAUCGGUCAGACUCAGAAGGUCCUCGAGCGUCCGCCAGUCAAGUUCUCUUCCGUCCCCGUGCAAUUCCCUGCUAGGCGUUUUGAAAUUUGUUGCUCUUCAGUUGUGCUUGUGUGUUUGACUGAUUGCGUUUGAAAGAAAGAAAGAAAGAAAGAAAGACAAAAGUGGGCGAAAUUAGUGGCGAAUUCUCGCUGGAUAAUGUCUUGAAAUCUCAAUUUGUUCGUGGUAAUCUUUUUAGCCUACACACCAAAGCCGAUAUGUUGAGUGCGCUUGUAGUACUUUUGAUGGCCGCCGGAACGGCCGUGGCCGACGCCAACGUUGACAAAGUGGUGACCGAUCGAGCCGAAAAGGCCAUUUUAACGAUCCGCGUCGAUCAGAAGGGCUCGUCUUACAUCAUCCAUCCGGAUCUGAAUCGAAUGGAAGCCGAGGCUUUGCUGGCCGCUUCGCGCACCAACAACACGUCCUUCUUUUACAACGUGACCGGAAUGACCGAAGAGGCCCGUUCGUCGCCCACCUACCAGACGACGGCCAGCGCCAAACUGUUCGAAGCGCUUUUGAGUAAUAUCAAGACUUCGACUCCGUCGUUGGUGCCGAUACCCGAUCAGGCGACGGCCCGUCACGAUACGGAAUGGGUGGUUCACAAUGGCGACGCUAUCAGCGUCGAAGACGUCACUCACAAAGUUUUCCACGCGGCCACCAACCGCGUUUCGGCCCAGCAACACCACCAUCAUCAUCAUCAUCCGCUGUUGGCCGCCCUGCCGAUGCUCCACAAACCGGAACAGUUGAUUCCGUCGUCGUUGGUCAAAGCUCGGCCACCUGUCGUUCGAUUGCCAACGUCGACGACCGUUGGCUAUCCGCCCAACAGGAUCAUCGAUAAAAGAAUAGGAGGACUGCCUCCGGCGCGUCCGGCACGUCCGGUAACGAAGGCGGCGGCCACAACCACGACGACAACUAGAAGGACAACAACUCCGUCGACGACGACGAUCAAACGCGCGGAAGAUCCCAAUUUGAGGUCGAUCAACAAUCCGCCGGAAGGAGAACAAGAUUUCUAUGACGAAGACGAGUACGAAGAAUACGAAGAGGAAGUAGCGAGCACGACGCUGAAGACGACCAGCACUAAACAGCCAACAGUUCCGACUUCCUUUUCGACCAAGAAGGCCAUCAUCGUCAGCCUUCCGGCCCGUCCAUCCACGUCAACGACGGAAAGGGGCUCACCAGUUGGAAUGGCUUACCUCCCUCCAAGUUCGGUCGUAACCAACAAGAAUGGGAUCCUCACGCUGUCCAAGACGAACACGACAAUCCCGCCACUGACGACCUGGAGGCUUCCGGAAUAUACAAUCAAAACGGGUGGCAAUUCUUUGGGCGGAAAUAGCGUCAACAGCAGCAGCCUCGUUACCAAAACGGAACCGAUGUCGGCGGCGUUGUCGUCUACGACCAAACCGACGACGACGACGACGACGACUAAACCGACAACAACAACAACAAAAGCGGAAGCGUUUGAUCUGGCGGAUUUUUUCGCCCGUGUGGCCGGAGAUGCCAGCGAAGUGUUGAUGGAACCUUCGAUUCCGGCGGCCAACACGAAACCCGUCAGCGAUAGCUCCAUUUUGGGCAACCUGUUUUCGUCGGCCGAGCGCAGGCGCCAUGACGAAAACGAAGGCCGUCCGAGUUCGGCGUUUCCGUCCGGCAAUUUGAACCCGCCGCCACCGCAGCGCAGCGGCAGCGUCCACAAUUUGAACCGGCCCGGAUUGUUUUCGGCUUUCAAUGCGCCUCCCGAUCAGGCGGAUGCGUCGCCGGGUGACGAACGAUCGCGAGCAAAGAACGCAUUCCAAUCCGUUCAGCGUCAACGGUUUCCGGCCGCCAGCGGUGGAUUCCGGCCCAUGGAACACCAUGGCCAGCAUCGCGGAAAGGGCGACGUUGGCCACCACACGGUACCCAACACGGACGCCCUCAUUCCUCUGUACUCGACUCCGGAUCUUCCGGCCCUUUCUGGAAUUGCGCGCGUGACGGAGCAGCCGGGCGAGGUCGAUGUCAUCACGGCUCCGUCCCAAUGGAAUCUCAUCGUCAAAUCGAGCCUGACGUCGACGUCGGAUAAGAUGAAAUCGGUGGCCGACAUUCCAGUCCCCGUCGGAUCGCUGUCGCAUCGUCACGGCUACAUCAUCGACCAGAUGGAGUCGUCGGAAGGCUCGGAAUCCAUCGCCGCCCAGCCGGAAUCGAUGGUGGCAAGCGACGGUCUCAUGCAGCACCAGGAUUCGCCCUCCAGGCUGGGCGUGGCUAUCGAUUACGACGAACACUCUCAGAUUGGCCAGGACAAAGGGUUGAAACCUCAUCCGGCCACGGGCGCUCCUUCCGCCGAGUAUGUCUCUUACGAAGACUACGAAGAUUACGCGGAAGAGCCGGCCGCAGAGCCGGCCACCAAUCGAUCGAGCGCCGCUUUGAAUUCGUCUUUCGAUCGGCGGAAGCUUGUCGUUGAGGAACCGAUUCCGCCGUCCUCGUCUCCAUCGUCCUCGUCUCCAUCGCCCAAACUGCCCCCGCUCCCUUACGGACUCUUCAAUUUGGGCGAUUUAGAAGAGGAAACGUCUCCGGCCGCCGGAGCUUCCGGCGCUUCCAGCUCUGAGGAAAUGGAGGGUUUCGGCGCCGCGUUUCCGGAACUGAUCAGCAAUUCCGUCCGGCGAUUAGGGGUGCCAACGUCGCGCCCUGCCACUCGACCCGCGGCAGACGAACCGCAUCGGCAUCAUUUGGAUGUGGAGGAAAAGCGGCCGGAAGUGUUCCAGUCGGAGCAGGCCAUCGACGCGUACGACAAAAAAUUCCGCACCGUCGAGGUGGACGCCGAUUUGCCCGUCAACACCACCACCAUUCCGCACGAUUCGGGCGCCGUCUACGGCAGUGCCGCAAGCGGCGAACUGAGCGGGGCCGCCUUGACCUACAUCCUGAUCGGCACCUUCGGCGGCUUGAGCCUGCUCUUCCUUUGCGCCGUCGGCAUCACGAUCCGCUGCCGCAAGAGGCGCUUCAUGUUCAGCACGUUCGCCACGUCGAUGAUGAGGCGUCGCCACGCCGACGACGAGGAGAGCCAAUCGGGUAGCCCGAACGCGUUGACGGGGCGCCGCAUGGCCAAUCAGCAGCUGGCCGGCGAGACGGGCGGCAAGGGCGAAGUGGCCGGCGAGGCGGCCACCCACAAGCUCGGCUCCUGGUUCACCGGACGCAAUUCGGUCAGCAGUCUGCACGGCGGGUCGCAGGUCAGCCGCGGGACGCGCAAAUUGCGCGCCGAAGUGGCCCUGCCCAGGACGACGCCCAACACUCCGGGCAAAGCGUCGGCCGGUAGCAAAACGGUCACCACUCGGGCGUAUUUCACCGACGGACGAACCGGUUCGACCCGCGAUCUUAUCACCACCAACUCUUCGACGGCCGGCGGAUCGUCCGACUCUUCCGGAGCCGAAUCUCCCGACAUCCCUGCGGCCGAGUCGCCUCGCACGCCGCACCGCAAUUCUUGGCUGCACACGUCCUAUUCGAUGAAGGAUCGCGGCAACAGCCUGUCGGAGUUGCGCGAUUCUUCCUACUACUGUCUGACGCACGACCACGCGGAUGCGGCGUCGUCGGAUGGCGAACGGCCCCGCUCCACUAGCGCCACGGUCCGCUCUCCGCUGCAUCACUUUCGUUCGACGGAAGGUUUGGAUUCGAUCGAAUCCAUUCCGCCCGACUUGCCGCCGAAACGCCAACAGCAGCGCUUUUCCAUGGGCGAUUCCAUGUCGGUCGUCGAUCCGAUGGGCUCCCACUUGACCAUCCAGACGGAAGCGUCGGCCACUAGCAAUUGGGGCUCCGUCGAAGAUAGGCUCAUUUGAAUGGGCAUUUGAGUUUCGAUUUCGUUUCUUACUUAGUUGCCCUUUUUUCUGCCCCAUUUUUUUUUUUCUUUUUUCAAGUUGAUUCUUUCCGGAAUUCCGUCGAUAUACGUUGCGUAUUUUUGAUUUUUUUUUUAUAAUUCUAUUUUUUAACCCGUUUCGGGGUUCCAUGACAGGUUGUCACCCAUGGCAACCAAAACAAGGGCUUACGUUUUGUUUUUGUUUUUGUUUUCCUCUUCUUUUGUUUUACAACCUCAAGGAAAACAGGUGUGUGGCUUCGGUGGCGGACUUGUGUCUCUCCUUCCCUUUCAAUUCAACUUAAGUUUCGAAUUAAUUUUUUUGUUGUUGUUGCACUUCCAGUUGAUUUUAAAUAGGAUGGAAAUUGAUGUGAUCGAGGCUGUCGUUGUAUUAUUUCGAGCCGAUCGAUAUGUUAGAUCGCACAUUUUAUUUUUAUUUUUUAGCCCCUUUUUUUUUUGGUUUAAAGCGUGUUGUCAGAUCACGCCCCUUCCUAUGCGGCCCGCUUGCGUGUCAACUCCCAAACGCCCUCUCCGUUGCGCUCAACUUUUAAUCUUGCAAUCGGUUGAGUUGGUUAUCCACCAAAAUCAAUAAAUGAAAUUUAAAAAAUAAAUACCCCACAAAAACAACAAACAUGAAUACAUCUGUUUUAUCAAGUGA
This is a messenger RNA of Daphnia magna, 6853 nucleotides long. RefSeq lists its product as uncharacterized. Lineage: Eukaryota; Metazoa; Arthropoda; Branchiopoda; Diplostraca; Daphniidae. The record is from RefSeq and is a predicted model, not a curated record.